Messenger RNA from Drosophila ananassae, 1669 nucleotides. Its product is annotated as cysteine desulfurase IscS-like. Gene Ontology annotation, molecular function: cysteine desulfurase activity; pyridoxal phosphate binding. Gene Ontology annotation, biological process: [2Fe-2S] cluster assembly. The transcript has a single exon. Lineage: Eukaryota; Metazoa; Arthropoda; Insecta; Diptera; Drosophilidae. Bases 48 to 1295 code for a protein of 415 amino acids. The record is from RefSeq and is a predicted model, not a curated record. Gene Ontology annotation, cellular component: cytosol; mitochondrion.
UUUUAAUGCUAUAAAAUAAUUGUAAAUUUUGUCUCCGUGGUAGCUUUAUGAAUGUUGAAAGUAAAAAAAUACACGAUGCUAAAAUAAAAUUACCAAUAUUUCUUGAUUAUCAAUCUACUACUAAAGUAGAUCCCCGUGUUUUAGAGGUGAUGAUACCUUACUUUGGUGAGUUCAGCAAUGCACACUCUCGCAGCCAUUCAUUUGGUUGGACUGCUGAAGAAGCAGUGGAAAAAGCAAGGAAACACAUCGCUGAUCUGGUGAACGCAGAUAGCAAAGAAAUUAUCUUUACCUCAGGUGCAACUGAGUCAAAUAAUACGGCAAUCAAGGGUGUUGCUCACUUUUAUAAAAAUAAAGGAAAUCAUAUAAUAACUGUCUGCACGGAGCAUAAGUGUGUUCUGGAUUCUUGUCGGCAUCUGGAAAAUGAAGGCUUUAAAGUUACAUAUUUGCCUGUUAAGCAAAACGGAAUUAUAGAUUUAUCAAAGCUUGAGGAAGCAAUUACUGAUCAAACAAUCCUGGUUUCAGUGAUGAUGGUAAAUAAUGAAAUCGGAGUAAUUCAGCCUGUCAAAGAAAUUGGUGUAAUAUGUAGAAAGCAUAAUAUAUUUUUCCACACAGAUGCAGCUCAAAGCUUUGGAAAAGUUCCAAUUGAUGUUAAUGAGAUGUGCAUUGAUCUUAUGAGUCUCUCUAGCCACAAAAUUUAUGGACCUAUGGGAAUAGGCGCAUUAUAUGUACGUAGAAAGAAUCCUCGUGUUAGGCUGAUACCACUAAUUAGUGGUGGUGGACAGGAAAGAGGCAUGCGUUCUGGAACAGUUCCAACACCUCUUGCAGUUGGUUUUGGUGAAGCGGCACGUAUUGCUAGAGAAGAAAUGAAAAAAGAAACAACUAGAGUGGAAGAAUUAAGGGAUAUUUUGUAUAACAAGAUAAAAGAAGCGUUUCCUAAUAUCGUUUUAAAUGGUGAUUAUGAAAAUAGAAUUCCUGGCAACCUAAACUUGAGCUUUCCCUAUAUUGAGGGUGAGUCUCUCAUCAUGGCAAUCAAGGAUUUAGCAGUAAGUUCUGGUUCUGCGUGCACGUCUGCGUCUCUUGAGCCUUCCUAUGUAGUACGGUCGCUAAAUAAUGGCCAUGACCUUGAGCAUUCAUCAAUUAGAUUUGGCCUAGGCCGAUUUACAACUAAAGAAGAAGUUUUGUAUGCAGCAGAUCUUGUUGCUAAAAAUGUUGGCCGACUGAGAGAAAUGAGCCCACUUUGGGAGAUGGUACAAGAAGGAGUAGAUUUGAACACCGUGAAAUGGGACUCUCAUUAAAUGUAUCCGUUCCAACUGCAAAUGCACUUUGAAAUUACUCUGUACCGUUCACACUUAAUUCUUCAAUCUCACUAAUAGAAAGGCCAGUAAACUUGACAAUAGUGUUGACAUCAACAUUAUUAGCCAGCAUUGCUUUUGCGACUUCAAUUUUCCCUUCCUCUUUACCGAUUUUGAUGCCUCUUUCUUCGCCAAUUUGGAUGCCUUUUUCAGUAGCAAGGUCAAGUCUGUAUUCAAGAAUGGCUUCUUCUUUCCGUAGAUCCAUUAUUCUUUCUUCAUAAGCUACUAAAUCUUUUUCAUUCCAGCUAAACCUGUCUAAUUCAUCGUAGGCUAACUUUAUUAUUGGUGCUUUUUCUGCUAUUUUCCUUAAGUCUUCU